This is a messenger RNA of Polyodon spathula (Mississippi paddlefish), 3210 nucleotides long. Its product is annotated as cadherin-13-like. Gene Ontology annotation, biological process: sprouting angiogenesis; calcium-dependent cell-cell adhesion; cell morphogenesis. Lineage: Eukaryota; Metazoa; Chordata; Actinopteri; Acipenseriformes; Polyodontidae. The transcript has 14 exons. The record is from RefSeq and is a predicted model, not a curated record. The coding region runs from base 142 to 2286 and encodes 714 amino acids. Gene Ontology annotation, molecular function: cadherin binding; calcium ion binding. Gene Ontology annotation, cellular component: plasma membrane; catenin complex; adherens junction.
AGUAAUGAGGCUGCAGUUCUAUUUGGAGUUAGCAGCUAAAGACAGGCGCUUCACUCUCACAGCAGUUCGACUCUGGAAAUAUGAACAGAGCUGAUCAAAUCUCCUGCCCAUUUUCAUAAAAGAAAACCAAGAAAACUAAGCAUGGAACACAAAAUUCAGAUUCUUCUAGCCUGUCUCUUCUCCCAGGUUCUUCUAGUUGCUGUUGCAGAAGAUGUGGAAUGUGUGCCGGGAUUCCAGGAGAAAAACUAUGAGUUGGAGUACCAAUCAGGAUUCAGGAAGGAAGAAUCCAUUCUGAAAGUUAACUUUGAUGACUGUCAUGGAAAUGAAAAUGUGAACUUUGAGGUGUCCCACCCAGCCUUCAUCGUAGACGAGGAUGGGUCAGUGGUCCCCCACAGAGAUGUCACAGACAGCGGCUCCACCCUCUUCAUCCACGGCCGGACUGCCUUUGCUGAUGACAUGGCAGAGAUCAAAAUUCAUGGAGCUCCGGAAAGACGUACUCCAACUUUGAAGGAGAUACUGGGUCUUGGUCAGAGUCCUGCCUUUAUGAGGACUAAGAGGUCUCUCCUUGCUCCCCCCAUGUUUGUGCCAGAGAACCAGAGGGCCCCUUUCCCCAAAAACGUUGGCAAGGUAAUAUCCAGCGAGAUGCCGGACAGCGCUCUGUUCAAACUUACAGGAAAAGGAGCUGAUCAGGAGCCCAAAGGCAUCUUCUACAUCAACAAGAAAACUGGGGAGGUGCUGGUCAGCAGAUCCCUUGACCGCGAGAGAAUCGCCUUCUAUCAUAUGCAGGUGGAGACUACGGAUCUGAGUGGGAAGACGCUGGAAGGGCCUGUGGAUGUGGAGGUGGCCAUCAUUGAUCAGAAUGAUAACAGACCCAUCUUCAAGGGAGGGCCCCACAUGGGAGAGAUCCUGGAGGGAUCCCCCACAGGAACCACCGUGAUGCGGAUGACAGCUUACGAUGCCGAUGACCCCAACACAGACAACGCCGUUCUUCGCUACAACAUUGUGAAACAAACACCAGACAAGCCAUCCCCUAACAUGUUUUACAUUGACCCCGAAAAGGGAGACAUUGUCACUGUGGUGUCACCUGCGUUGCUGGACAGAGAGUCUAUGCCAAGCCACAUGUACGAGCUGGAAAUAGUUGCCAAGGACAUGGCAGGGAGUGACGUGGGGUUGACUGGCACAGCCACUGCCACCAUCACCAUCACAGACAAGAAUGACCACGCUCCGGAGUUCACCAAGCCUCUGUUCCAAGCAACAGUGAAUGAAGGAGCGACGGGAGUGAUUGUCAAUCUGACUGUUGAGGAUAAGGACGACCCCAUGACCGGAGGCUGGAGAGCCGUGUACUCCAUCAUCAACGGGAACCCAGGCCAGAGCUUUGAGAUGAACACCAACGCCAAAAACAAUGAAGGCAUGCUGACAGUCGUCAAGCCCCUGGAUUACGAGAUCUCUGCCUUCCACACCCUCCUGAUUAAAGUGGAGAAUGAAGACCCCUUGGUACCGGAUGUGGCUUACGGACCCAGCUCCACGGCAACCAUUCAGGUCACAGUCAUGGAUGUCAACGAAGGUCCCAUCUUCUACCCUGACCCCAUGAGAGUGACCAGGCAUGAGAACAUACCCAUCGGCAGCGGUGUGGCCACACUGAACGCCACAGACCCGGACACUCUUCAGCAUCAAACCAUAAAGUUCGCAAUGCUGAAGGACCCAGCAGGCUGGCUCAACGUUCACCCUGUCAAAGGAACCGUUAACACGACCGCCAUCUUGGACCGCGAGUCUACCUACGUCAAGGACAACACCUACACUGCCAUCUUCAUGGCAACAGACAAUGGCAGCCCCCCAGCGACAGGCACAGGCACCCUGGUGAUCACGCUGGAGGAUGGGAACGACCAUGCACCCUCGCUUUACCCCUCUGUCGCCAGGGUCUGCGAGGACUCCAAGGACCUGAGUGUGGUGCUCCUGGGAGGCAGGGACGAGGAUAUCAGCCCCAACGCCGACCCCUUCAAAUUCGAACUGGGCAAGCAAGCCGGGCUGGAGAAAACGUGGAAAAUUAUCAAAGUGAACAAUACCCACGCCCAGGUCAGCCUUCUCCACAACCUGAAGAGAGCCAACUAUAACCUGCCAAUCAUCGUGACGGACUCCGGGAUGCCUCCCCUCUCCAACAGCACGGAAAUCAAAGUACAAGUGUGCACCUGCAAAAAGAACAAAAUGGACUGCAGUGCUGCUGACAGUCUGCACAUGAGCCUGGCCAUGCUCAUCUGCUUCUCAUUCAUCACCUUGCUUUGCCUGUAAGUUUUGCUGAAGAAGUCAGAAGCUGACCUGCUGUCUACCUGUUACAGCACAGAAAAACAAAAAGAAAAGAAAAAAGAAUCCAACUUUUGCAGAUUGCCGUUUACAGGAUUUCCAGUUGCUCUACAAAUAGGCCUCAUUUUUGCUAGAAGCUCCAUUUAAUUGGCCACCCCAAUACAAGUUAAUGAAACUCUGUUAUAAUCUGCCAACUUCGGCCCGCUCUUUUUUGCCUUUUGAAAAUGGACUUCACGCCUGAAACAAAUGUGUCUUUUGAUUCAUUUUUUUUUUAUUAUUUGUUUUGAAGUGAAGCAAUUCCAUCAUGAACUUGAGCUUCUGGAAGCAAGGUUAGCCAGUGACUUACUUUCCUGAUAUAUGUUGCAAUUUUGUCACACAGUAUUAUAUGAUGCCAUUUAACACUAUCGGGGAAAGGGGGGGUAUAUAAAUAUAUGUAUAAAAAUAAAUGGAAAUGUUUUGUUUGCAUAAUGGUGGUCCCUGUUGCUAGGGUAAGGGGAGGAAUCCGUACCUGUUGACUUUUCCUUUUUUUAAUAAAAUAAUUUCUAAAUGGAAUAUACUGUAAAUUAACAGUGUAAAAAUUAUACGGUAAAAUCCAUGCCUGUAUAUAUCAAACAAACAAAAAAUGUUAUUAAUAUCAGGCUUCAGUGUCAGAGUUUGUUAUUAGAGUUUAAACAUUGCUGUUUUCAUAUUAAUAUCAGGUUGUUUUUAAGCUUGCCCCCCCCCCCCCCCCCGAAUGCCUUGAUAGGCUGAUAUUUCAAAGAUUAAAAUGUUACAGAAUUGAAGGUAAUUGUUCUUGGAUUAAGUAUGUGAAAAGACCCCCCAUGAAUCAUGAACAAACUGAAUUGACGUGAUGAAUGAGUAAUGUCUGUCUUUUGCACUAAUUUAAUAAAACUGUUACCGUACCUCCCGCCA